This is a messenger RNA of Fusarium pseudograminearum CS3096, 4278 nucleotides long. RefSeq lists its product as uncharacterized. Bases 1 to 4278 code for a protein of 1425 amino acids. The record is from RefSeq and is a predicted model, not a curated record. Gene Ontology annotation, molecular function: phosphatidylcholine lysophospholipase A1 activity. Lineage: Eukaryota; Fungi; Ascomycota; Sordariomycetes; Hypocreales; Nectriaceae. The transcript is spliced from 15 exons.
AUGCACUUCAAGACUAUCUUCAGUCUUAUCGUGCCAGCUCUUGCCUUCUUGGGCGGAGCAGCAGGUUUACCUUCAGGGCAAUAUUCUGACUAUGAAUCAGAAUUUAACAAUGUUGGCCUCACGACUCGCCAAAAUGCGAAGCCUGCCUUGAGAAUCCUGCCCUUGGGUGCAUCUAUUGUCAGCGGUGUUGGAUCAAGCACCGGCAAUGGAUUCCGAAAACCUUUGAGAGAUCAGCUCAGAUUUAAAGGCUGGGAUGUCAACAUGGUUGGCAGUAAGCAGAAUGGAAACAUGAAGGACAGAGACCAUGAAGCUACCAGUGGUUUCAUAAUCGACGAAGCCCGAAAUGCGGCACGCAACUCAUACGGCUACAAGCCUAAUGUUGUUGUGAUGAAUGUGGGCACCAACGACGCGAAUAAGAACAAGGUAGACGGGGCUGGUAGUCGAUUGGAAGGACUACUCAACGACCUUUGGAGUGCCGAUGGCAUGUCCAAAACAUAUGUCGUUGUUUCAUCUGUCAUUCGUCGGAACGAUGCCCAGGCAGAGAGCAAUCGUAAACAAAUCAACGAGCAGUACAAGAAACUGGUCAGCCGUCUCAAGAGUACUGGAAAGCCAAUAACAUAUGUCGAUAUCGACAUUCCGCUGAAUGAGCUGAAUUCAGAUGGCAUCCAUCCCGUCGAUGCUGGACAUAAAAAGAUGGCUGUCAAGUUCUGGUAUGCCAUCGAGUGGGGUUACCAGGCGGGCCUCAUCGUCGAGGCUUCUCCAAUGGCCAAGGCAACAGGCAACACUUGUGACAAGCAACCUGGCCAGGCUCAAUACGGUGGUGUCACUCAAAAGGGCUCAGGCGACGACGACGGCAUCUACUACCACAGCAGCCAGGAGAUGGGAACUAUCUGGUCGUAUACUUCCGAGUUCGAUCGCAACCAGUGGUUCUUCACCAGGCUUUAUGGUUCCAAUUAUGAUGACAUCGUCGGUUGGUGGUAUGCAGACAAGAAGCUGUCCUUCGCCACGUGGAAGAACAACGGCGGUGGCAAGUUCUCCAAGAUCUCUGAUCUGGACACUAAACUCUUCUGCAAUGUUGCUGGCAUCUGGUGGGUUGAUAUCAACGCCGAUGGAUACGAUGAUUUCCUUUGCGUUUCGCCCAACGGAGACACAUUGGCUUCCAUCAACAAUCGAGAUGGAACAGCUACGAGUCCACCCACCUUCACGAAGAUCGGCAUGAUCAAAGGCAACGUUGGCUUUAAGCAAGAUCGUGUUAGAUGGGGCGACAUCGACGGAGAUGGUAGAGCCGACUACAUGGUUGUUGAUAACAGUGGAAACGUUCGUGCAUGGAGAAACUCGGGUACCUCUGACACUCCCUCUUGGCAACCGCUCGGCUUGAGAUUCACCGCAAAGGGCAUGGGCGACCAGCGCGGUGUUCGCUUUGAGGACAUCAAUGGUGAUGGACGCGACGACUGGUUAUGGGUGGACGACAAAGGCGCCACAACAACUUGGACCAACUCUCGAAGCUGCAAGAAGGGAAAGUCAGGCGACGGACUCAACGUCGCUUGGCGUCAAGGUUUCUGGAAGGGCGCCUCCUCCGGGCCUACGCAUGCUGGUGCUGGUGCCGACGGCCGAGACCGAAUCCAUUUUGCUAGGAUUUACGGCGAAGCUGCUUUUGGACUUCUACCCAAGGCAGACUACGUCUAUCUCCAGUCGACCAAGCAAUCCGAUGGAAGGUUCAAGUUUGACAUGAAAGUUUGGAAGAACACUGGCGGCGGUUCCACAAAACUCAAAGCUGAUGGUAACAAGUACUGCAACAUGCAUGGUCAUGACGAUGGACGACAGGACUAUGUUUGGGCUCUGUCUACCGGCAAGAUGACUGUUUGGCCAAACCUGGGCAAGAAGUCAGUCAGCGGCGACAACGAUGUAUUCUGGGGAUCGCCCAAGGAGCUUUGGAACCCUGGAAAGAACUACGAUCGCAGGGAUCUUCAUCUGGUUGACUGGAACAACGACGGUGCAUGCGACAUCGCGUGGGUCGACCCAGACAACAACAACAAGGUUUCUGUCUGGCUCAACAAUUACAAAAAGACAGGAGCUUUCACUUGGACCUACCUCGCCGACCCAGCUCCGCAGCUGAACUGUCCCGAGAAGAGAGGUGUUGGCAUACACGACCUUGCUGUCCGCUUUGCCGACGUCUCCAACAACAAGAUGUCGGACUACAUCUGUAUUCAACCCGAUGGACGAUUCUACGGCUGGACUCACAACAGCGAUGGCUCUUGGGAGAAGAUCGCACAGUUCAAAAAGGCCGAGGGCAUUGAUCGCGCCAACCUUCGCUUCGGUAAUGUCAAUGGACGCGGUGGUGAGGACAUGAUUUGGGUCGACAAGUACACAGGCGACGCCACUGUCUACAUCAACAACGGCAAGAUGGACACUGGCGGCAGCAACUGGUGGUUCUUGAAGAGUGGAAAGCAGUACUCAGGAACAUGGGCCGGUACCUGUCAAUAUUUCCCCGACCUCGAUGGCGAUGGCAGAGCUGAUUUGCACUCCAUCAUGGCUACCUUUGACAACCGCGGAGAAACAUUCUUCAACCGUUGCGGCAUGACAGACACCACGGGUGACGACGCAGGUUGGGCUCCAGGCCAAGACCCAGGGUUCGGAUCCCUACCAUCUCCCAGUGGGGAUGAGACGCCAGGAAGCGGAGGCGGUGUUCCAUCGCUUCCUUCUACUUGCAAGGAGACUUGCUGGAAUGUACUCACAGACAAGGAGACCACGUGCAAAAACGACGGUACGCAAUGGGAUAUCGAACCCAGAGACGACGGCAUCCCAGAGGAUAUCUUGAGCAUCAACAAGCUGGCUGCUAUUGGAGACUCUUACUCGGCUGGUAUUGGUGCCGGAGAUAGGCUUGGAAGUAUAUACGAUGCUUUCAAAUCGGGUAGUGACUUUGCCUGCGCUCGAUACGAUCACGCCUACCCUUAUGUUAUCAACCAAGAUGACCGAAUCGGAGAUCCGUCCAAGCGCAAGUUUCAGUUCCUAUCGUGUUCCGGUGCUGUUAUGAAGGAUGUGGUGGACAAGCAGAUCCCCGAGAUGGAGAGUGGCCAGGACGCGAUUACUCUGUCUAUUGGUGGUAAUGAUGUCGGUUUGAUCAACUUGUUGAACUCAUGCAUUUUCCAAAUGGGUGUUUUCACCAAGGCGCAAGCCGAAGCGGCGAAGCUCAUCGCAGAGGUGGAUAAGGACUAUGCAUGGGCCAAGGACUUUGACUGGGACAGUCUUUCUCGAGGCUGUGAGGCUCAGAUUGAGUACAGCAAGUCGCUCGCUACUUCAGACACCUUUGGUAAAAACCUCGAUGGCGUUCUGUCCGCCGCUAAGAAGAAGUUGAACAAUGGGGCCAAGAUCUAUGUCACAGGGUACGCCAAGUUCUUCUCUGAAGACUUAUCAGAUGAGUGCGACAAGGUCACAUGGACGACAUGGCUUUACAAGUUGGAGAACCUCGGACAGCCCGCCGCGUACUUGACGAAAGCACGACGUUCAGCCAUGAACAAUUUGGUUGACUAUGUCAAUAGCCAGCUUCGCACGGCAGUCGAACGAGCUGGAGAUUCUGUCAGAUUCAUUGACUACGACCAUCUUCUGACAAAGUACCGCGGCAGGUACUGUGAGCCAGGCGUCGACGAGUCAACCAGCGAAUCCAACACCAGACAGGGUCUUAUGUUCUACGAACUCAACUCGUGGGACCCUGCGGGAACGACUCCUUGGAAACGCGACACAGCUGAAGGCGAACUCAGCGGGACCUUUUACGGCGACAUGCUCAUCCUCGCCAAGCUCACGCGGCUGAUGGAUCCCAAGGCCGAGCUUCACCACGACAACGAUAACAAGAGCAAGAGGAGUUUGGUUUCUCGCGCGGAUGUUGUUGAUUACCUUGUCCCCUAUGGUUACGCUCGAGUCUUCCACCCUCAGAUCCCGUUGCAUAAGAAGAUUGCAAAUUUGGUUAUGUUGCAGAUGUCGAUAGACCAUGAUGAUCGAAGGGGUUACGCUAUAUGGACUAAUUCGAACCGGAACACAUAUUGUGCCCUAAAACCAGAAGAGCCGAAACCACCAACAGACACGCCUGCCAAGACAAAGAAAUGGUCCAUGGAAAUCCAUGGACUGUACCCAGGAGGUGUCGACUCGGCAGACUGCACCAGAAAGGAUUCCAGACGGUCCAGGACAGUCUGGGGCUACGAGCUGAACAAGUGCUACAACUUCAAGGAAAUGCCUGAUACAGACUGUCGUGACAUAACUACCUACGCUGAGUUGGCAGAAUGA